CCUUGCAGUGCCCAGUCCCCUAAGGCAGAAGGGGAUCCCAGAAUGCACCAUGGACAUGGUUCUGAUCUGUACUCCAAUCUAGAUUGGAAUCAUCACAUGGAUUACCUGGAAGUAAUGAAUGAUGGCUUGAAAUUCUUGGAGGAUGUUGGAGCCAAGCCUCUUGGUGAAGGCGCUGCAGCUCCUCAACCCCCACCCAGGACUGAGCCUCAGAGAGGUGGUGAGGUUACAGGUGUGUCUGCAGGGAGCGCUUCCCCAGAUCUUGAGGUGGUUACUGCACCCAAGCCUGGCUCCCAUCGCAGGGGUCCUCCAAAAAGAAAGACCCAAGAUAAUGGAACCAAAAAGUCUCUAUCAUCAAAUGAUUUCCUGAGACCAACAGAGAAAGAAGUGCAGGGAGGACAAGAUUCAGCCGGCACCACAACUCAUGCUCAGACUAUCUGGGAAAGCAUGAGAAGAAUUUUCAGCCCGGGAACACAUGGUUUGAUUAAGCUAAUGGCCAUUUUGGUUGCUGGAGCCCUUUUUCUGAUGAUGUGCUGUGCUGGAAUCUGGUAUUGCUGGAACAGAAAAGGGAGCACAUCUGCACCUUCAGAAGACCAGCCAAAGACUCCACUCAGCGAGAAGCUGACCUGUCAUCCCCGGUCUUUAAAUCUGUCCCCAUCUGCUGUGCUGCAGCCCCAUUUUGAGGGUGUCCCAAAACCUAUACCUCCAAAGCUAAACCCUAUUCCCCAGACCCCCCUGGAUCUGCUCCCUAGUGUGCAGGAGGUGCCCUGUGUGCCAGGAGCAGAUGGGGCCUCAGCCGCCUCCUCUCUGCUCAGGAGCACCUCUGCACCUUCAGAAGACCUGACAAAGACUUUAGUCAGCGAGCACUUGACCUGUUACCCCUGCGCUUCAGCUCUGUCCCCAUCUGCUUUGCUGCGGGUGCAGCCCCGUUUUGAGGGCGUCAUAAAACCCAAACCUCCAAAGCGAGACCCUCUGCCCCUGAGCCCCCUGGCCCUGCACCCUGGCCAGGACUGAAGGUGGGCAGCCCCUGUCCACCAGAGCAAGCCUUGGCCCAUGUUUUGUGUUUAAAUAUUGGCCCAUGUUUUGUGUUCAAAUAUUGGCCCAUGUUUUGUGUUCAAAUAUUAUCCCAU
Cyanistes caeruleus (blue tit) is the source of this 1127-nucleotide messenger RNA. The record is from RefSeq and is a predicted model, not a curated record. NCBI's taxonomy places the organism in Eukaryota, Metazoa, Chordata, Aves, Passeriformes, Paridae.